AUGGCGGAUUCGACAGUAACCGAUGUAAGCAAGUUAAAAGUUGUCGAUUUAAGAAAAGAAUUAAAGACACGUGGAUUGUCUUACACCGGCGACAAAGCGGAACUUGUAGCUAGACUUCAAGCAGCUAUUGCCCAAGAUGACCACGGAGAUAUUAACUUUGAUUCUGAUGAAAUAGAUUCAGACGGUGUAUUAGAAGAUGAGGAUGACAAAAGCCAAAAUGAUAUUUUGGACGAUACAGCUGUGGAUACAUUAAACGAAGAGUUAGCACUCGAAGAGAAUUCCGCUAAGCAAACAAAUGAGUCGAAACCUCAAAAAUCCCUCAAAAGAAAAAUAAGUUCAACAGAAACUACCAAGGAAAAACAAGUACAAGACAAUAAAGAAGCAAAUUGCAAAAAGAUUGUCUUAAAUAGAGCUACUUUGACAUCUGUUCCAAAAGCUGCUGAAGAUAUUUCAGAGCCUAAAUCAGAGGAAAAGCUUCCCAGUAACAACAAUAGGGUAAAAAUUACUGCUGAUUUAGAUCCCAAGACAAGGUUAGAAAUGAGAGCAAAAAGAUUUGGAUUGCCUGUAAAAAUGACAGAGGCCGAACGUAAAGAAGCAAGGAAACAGCGAUUUGGCCAAGCAGAUACCAACACAUCAGUUAUAAAAGACAGUAUAACUUCUACUUCACUACAGGAAAAUUUAGAAAAAUUUAAGCAAAGAGCACAAAGAUUUGGACAAUCAGUGUCUUCAAUAAUGACUGAUAUUGAAAAUAAAGAAAAAUUAGAAAAGCGUAAGGCAAAGUUUGGGAUUGCAAAU
Molecule: messenger RNA, 795 nt
Organism: Iphiclides podalirius (scarce swallowtail)
Lineage: Eukaryota; Metazoa; Arthropoda; Insecta; Lepidoptera; Papilionidae
Source: the annotation of a GenBank genome assembly